AUGGUGGCCCAAGCCCUAGCUAAUCCCACUCAUUAUCGUCAAGUGGUGGGUGCCCUUCAAUACUUAACGCUCACACGUCCAGAUAUCGCUUUCGCAGUCAAUAAGGCAUGUCAAUUUAUGCAUGCUCCCUCUAAAGAUCAUUGGAGCGCCGUGAAGCGCAUAUUACGCUACUUGAAGCACACUAUUCACAACGGUCUUGAAAUUUCUCGAAAUUCUCAUAUGAGCCUCCAAGCUUUUUCAGAUGCCGAUUGGGUGGGUUGCAUUUUUUAUCGUCAGUCUACUGGUGGGUUAGCAAUUUUCCUUGGGCAUAAUCUAAUCUCGUGGUCGGCCCGUAAACAACGCAUUGUGGCUCGUUCAUCCACUGAGUCUGAGUACAAAGCUCUAGCCGAUGCGGCUGCCGAGUUGUCAUGGCUACAGUCUUAA
This is a messenger RNA of Rhododendron vialii, 423 nucleotides long. RefSeq lists its product as uncharacterized. The transcript has a single exon. Bases 1 to 423 code for a protein of 140 amino acids. The record is from RefSeq and is a predicted model, not a curated record. Lineage: Eukaryota; Viridiplantae; Streptophyta; Magnoliopsida; Ericales; Ericaceae.